ACCACCACAACAAACCCCUGCUGCUGCACCUUUUGCAGCUGGCAACAACAACAACCAAUUCCCCAUUAAAAUUAUAACCUGUCACAAUUAUUCGUUAGUGAGCAAUUAAGAAAGGUUUCUAAUAAAAUAGAAUAAUUAUAAAUCUAGUACCCGACACACACUGAAAUUAUCUCAAGCGUAAAUUGAAACCGUGAUAAGGAAAAUAUUUCAAUAUUGACAUCUUAUUUAAUACGUGUCAUGUCAUUUUUGUAUCUACUUAAACCCAAAAGUGACAAAUGUAUUCAAAUACAAGUUAACCAACCUACCAGCCCUUUUUGCAAUCUCACAAACCCGUCUUCCAGGGAGUGGUCGGGGAGGUGGAAGUUCGACCGUAAAGUACAGGAUGGACCACGUUGAGAUUUCUGAAAGUUUUAGCUCCUCAACUGAAGACGAAGACAUGGAGGAAGAUGACGACGAUGAAGAAGGUUCCUCAUGUGGAUCGUUGGAAAUUGAAUCGCAGGACGAAAUGUUCAUAAAGUCUUUCCAAAACGUGGUGGAGUCUGGUCUUAUUUACGGGGGUCCACCACUGGGACGAAACAACAUCAACGGAAAAUGCAAAAAGAGAGUGAACGAGAUUAUAGAGACUUAUGAGGAGAAUAAGAGAAGAAAUGCAAGUGAUGACGAAAGAUCAUUGUUGCAUAGACUUCCGGUUCCUCUCAAGUCAGUUAAAAUCGAGGCUGCCUUAGUCCAUGUCGUGGCUCAAGUUCAGGUCACGCAGAUUUACAGGAAUGAAGAGAAUUUUCCAAUACAAGUAGUAUAUUUCUUCCCCGUCGAUUCCAACGGGGCUGUUACUCAUUUUCAAGCAGAAAUUGAGGGUCGUGUCGUUAAGGGAAUUGUUAAAGCAAAAGGAAAGGAGGAAAAUACCCAAUGUUCUUCGACAAAAGACGAUGAGAUUGAUUUAGUGGGCGAAGAAGAAACACCCGAUAUUUUUAAGGUCAGCAUUGGCCGUCUCAAACCUGGACAGGAAGUCAAAGUGGUUGUGGGAUAUGUAACAGAGGCUAAAAAUGAUGCUGAUACUCAUACCGUACGAUUCUUCCUCCCCACUGCUAUUACACCGAGAUGUCUUCCGACGGCUAAAAUACCAUGUUGUAACAGUUUUUCACAGCGAAGUAAAGGAUCGAUAAUAAUGCCAGAGUUACAAAUGACAGAAGAAUCAGUAGCCCCACUCUCCAUCAAAGUUAUUGCAUCUAUGCAAGGAAAAAUUAAAUCAGUAGAAAGCCCAUCUCAUAAAAUUGUGGUUGAACAUAAAGGAGAAAUUCUUCAGAAACCAAUGUGGUAUAAAUCAAUUGCGACUCUUGAGGGUCUAACAACAGAGAUGGACAGAGAUUUUGUGCUAUUCAUUAAACCUGAGGAAUCUAUUAAAGCUAGACUAUACGCUGAGACUCUGCCGAAUGGUUCAAGUGCUGUUAUGUCAUAUUUUGUCCCUAGUUUCAAGCUAGACGAACAAAAAAUGGAAUUGAUUAUCGUUGUUGAUAGGUCUGAAUCAAUGUCGGGGAGGAAUAUUGAAAUUGUCAAAAAAGUUUUGAAGCUACUUCUUCAAUCCUUACCUGCAGAUUGCUAUUUUAAUGUAGUUGGGUUUGGAAAUCAUCAUCAUUUUAUGUUCAAAGGAGGGAGCAAGCGUUGCAAUGAUCAAACUUUGAAAGAUGCAAUAAAUUAUGCUAACAAAAUCCAAUCUGACAUGGGAGGAACAGAAUUAGUAGCUCCAUUACAAAAUAUUUACAACGAAAGCAUGAUUUCAGGUUAUUUUCGUCAAGUUUUGAUUAUCUCUGACGGAGCGGUAUGUGACGCAAACACCAUUAUCGGACUGGUUAGAAUGAAUGCACACAUAGGUCGUACUCUCACUCUGGGAGUUGGCAGUGCCCCUUCACAUCACUUACUCGAAGGCAUUGCGAAAGCCGGAAAUGGGACAUGUGCUUUUAUCGAUAGUGAUGCUAACAUCCAUAAACAGACAUUAGCACAACUUAAAAAUGCACUUCAGCCUUCAUUAACUAAUAUAAAAAUAGAAUGGGAAGGAGUUCAACAACCCAUCUUCCAAGAAAAAACGCUAGACGGCUAUAAUAAGAACAUUAAUUCCCAAAACACAUUAACCUCACAUGAUAAAAUUUCUCCCAUUUUUGACGGAACCCAAGUUCUUAUCUUCGGGGUAUUUGAAGCAGAAAAACCGUUGGGGGCAAAGAUUAUGGCGGAUUCUCCUGAUGGCACUUUAACAUUGGGCAUGAAACUGUCUGCUGAAAAUGAUUUGGGUGCAACUAAAAUGCUCCAUCGACUUGCUGUUAUUAAAAGUGUGCGUGAACUGGAAUUGGAAGAAUGUGUAACUCAAUUUUUAUCCCGUCCUCGAAGGGAACCAGAGCUUACGAGGAUCAAAGAAGCUAUAUUACGAGUUGCAAUUGCAGAUGGAAUAUCUUCAAAAUACACCUCAUUUACGAGUCCUGACGGGAAAUCUAGUAAUUAUGAAGACAACAUGUGUAAUCGAAUGCAUAAAGUUCCGUUGCAAUAUCCAUUUGCAUAUAGUGUCAUGAAAGAUGGCCGUGAUAACCAAAAAUGUUGUGCAAAAAUUGGAAUGCGACAAGAAAGACCAAAGCUACUGUUAGCACAUGGCUCAGCACAACAUUUUCCACUGAAUGGUACAAGUAAACGACCUCGAAAAACUAGUGCAAGUACGGGAAAGGUUGGUAAGAUCAAGAGGAAGCCUUCUCCAUUGAAGAAGGUCCGCAGGGAGAGAAAUACAAUUCAUACAGAUAUUGAACCAAUGGAUACGACGACAAUGGAAGAUGUGAAUGUUUACGGACUUGAUCUCCUUCAAAGAAUUAUCAGUUGUCAAAACUCUGAGGGUUAUUUCUCACUUAACCCUGUGUUUGCAAGUUUAAUCUCUUUGGAAUUGGCAUUAUUGAAACAAGAUGCGGAGAGUAAUGAAUGGGACGCGAGAGCAUGGGCAACGACAUUGGCCAUAAUAUUUUUCAAAACAAAGCUUGCUCCGUUCGAAAGUAUUUGGGAAUGUGUAGCUAUAAAGUCACAAAAAUGGAUUCUACAAAACCAGCUUAAUUCAACCGACGCCAUGAAUUCCAGAGCGGAAGAAUUGCUCAAGUGAAGCUAUACUCAUAAUGGUCUACAUACAUCAUCUCAAAACUCACAGUACAACUAUUAUAAUCUUACAAAAUUUUGAAUCUUGACCAUUGCACAUAUGUGGGAUUCCUCAAUUCUGGUUUCUGAUCUUUCCACGUUUGCACUAAAUGAGAUCUAAAAAAUUGAACUACUCAUAGUCACGGUUAAUUAAAAUUCAUCACCUCUUGUGUUCAACCAAACCAAAUAACAAACGUUUUACAAAUUGACAUAGCCAAAUAUCCGCAGUCUAUAUGUAGAACUCGCAGUAGAGUUUUUUUAAAUAGCAAUAUGUAUGUAUGUAUUAUGACAAACGCACGCAUAUGUCGGAGCAUGUGUAAAAUAAAAUAAAAGUUUUAACAAUCAAAUGCAA
Folsomia candida is the source of this 3511-nucleotide messenger RNA. RefSeq names its product von Willebrand factor A domain-containing protein 5A. The transcript is spliced from 14 exons. The record is from RefSeq and is a predicted model, not a curated record. Lineage: Eukaryota; Metazoa; Arthropoda; Collembola; Entomobryomorpha; Isotomidae. Bases 383 to 3127 code for a protein of 914 amino acids.